ACUUUCUUUACAACCCUUUUCUUCUUUUCUAUGAAUCGGUAAGAUUUCUCUUUCUAACCCCUUCCAAAUUACCACUUCAAAAUUGUGUGUUUUCCUCUUUUCUCUUCACAAAACCUCAGUCUUCUUUGAUUAGUUGAUAACCACGACUAAACCUCAAUUUUCUUUGAGAACCCUUUUCGACUUCUUCUUCUCCUGACGAAAACUCUAGCAACGUUGAGUAUACAAGAAUGGAUUGUUCUCUUUGUAAUGGGACCACAGUUUCAGUAUACGGCUCUAGUGGAAAUUAUAGAAACGAUAAAGUUGGAGUAUGCUGGAAUUGUUACGGGGAGGAAGUCAAUAAAAUGAUGAACUUGAUGAACAUAAAUAAAGAAAAAGGGACCUUAUCGGGAAUUACAAUUAAAAAUGCUACAAAGUGGGUUGAGGAAGCGAAAAAAAGAGAAGAGGAGUGCAAUAAACAUAUUGGCUUAUUAGCUGUUGCAUUCAGGGAGGGAAGCUACUCAGACAUUCAAGUCAAGCCUGGCAAUGGACCUUCUAUACCCGCACACAGAUUUUUGUUGGCAACCACAUCUGAAGUUUUGAAAACCAUGCUAGCAUCAGAUCUGUGCAAAUCUGCACCAAUUGACUCCAUAUCUCUCCCUGAAUUCAAUCAUGAAGAGCUUGAGACAUUCUUGGAGUUCCUUUACUGUGGGAAAUUGGCCAAGGAAAAGUUUGACAUGCAUUUUCAGUCCCUAACACUUGCAGCUGAUAAGUAUGUGAUUCCACAUUUGCAAACAUAUUGCGAACAACAUAUACUAAAAUUACUAGAUUCGUCAAACGCACUCGAAAUUUUGGAGUUUUCAGAAACUCUUUCGAAUGAAGUAUUAAAAGUUGCUUCCCUGACGUCAAUACUCAGCCACAAAAAAGAAAUAUACUUCUCACCUAGUUUUGAAGAUUUUGCAAGACAUAACCCAAAUUUGAUGGUACAAAUCGCCAGGGCCCAUUGCGAGAAGGAAACGUAAUACAGGGCAAUUGUAGUACAAUGGGUGUUGAGGCUGCAGAUAAGGAAUUAUUUUGAGACUAGGCAAUGUACUGUACUUCCUUUUCUAGAAUUAUUAAUAUCUUUGAUAUUAUUAUUUGUGCAACCCGUUUUUUGUUCUAGUUUUUUUCUUUUUUAGUGUGAGC
Molecule: messenger RNA, 1161 nt
Organism: Papaver somniferum (opium poppy)
Lineage: Eukaryota; Viridiplantae; Streptophyta; Magnoliopsida; Ranunculales; Papaveraceae
Product: BTB/POZ domain-containing protein At1g01640-like
Exons: 3
Coding region: 228-998 (256 amino acids)
Molecular function (GO): protein binding
Source: RefSeq, a predicted model, not a curated record